CCGCCGCUUAUAUUUAGUCACAAGAAGAGAAGAAGAAGCUCCCAACGCAGCCCUCUCCCUCGUUUUGCGCAUGCGCAUCCUUGGUUUCCUUCGAUCUUGGUCCAUCCAUCUCCGGCCGCGCGCGAGAGACCAGGACCAGCUGAGGCGCUCGCUCAACUUCCCCGGCCCCCUUUUAAAUCUGAACCUCUGACCUCUCGUGUGUUCCUUGAUUCUCCUUCCUCUCGUUCGAUCGAUCGGCCACCUGCCGAUGCCUCCGCCUUCGCCUAUUGCCGUCCACCAAGAGCCAUGAACUGCAACAACACCAGGAGCGCCCACUCUCUCUUCGCCCCAAAAGCCACCAAGGACAUGUCUCGCCUCCACCAAGGCUACGACCGCGGCUAGAUCUCUCUUCUGCCAAGCUUACAGCUUCCUUCUUGCGCUAGCUUGCCGUCUUUCAGUUGUAGUUUCAGUCGUCUCUGAUCAUCAGCCAUGAAGGAAGCUGCAGCUGGAGGGGAGAGGAAGAGCAGCAGCAGCAACAUCCUGGCCAAGACGCUCCAGAAGUGCCGCUCCCUGGGGGGCGGCGGCCACCACCGGCGGCAUCAUCCGUCGUCAAGCUCUGGCACUGGCAGCAGCGCCCCGCCAUCGCCGUCGCCUCACCAUCGCCCUAUGGCGUGCUCGGUGCCGGCGGGGUGCUUCGCGGUGCUGGUGGGCCCGGAGAAGGAGCGGUUCGCGGUGCGGGCCCGGUGCGCCAACCACCCGUUGUUCCGGGCGCUGCUGGAUGAGGCCGAGACGGAGUACGGCUUCGCGGGAUGCGACGGGCCCCUGGAGCUGCCCUGCGCCGUCGACGACUUCAUGGAGGUCAUGUGGGAGAUGGAGCAGCAGGGGGGCCACGGCGGAUCCGCAUCCCCCAGCUGCGCGCGCUUCGCCGGCGCCAGGCACCACCACCACCACCAGCACCACCAGCAGCAGGGGUACCACAUGAUGAGCCCCGGCUCGUCGUUCCUCGUCGCCGGCCGCUCCUGAAGAAUGAUGUUUAUCCAUGCGUGUACUGCUUCUUCUCCGAUCUUCUUCGCCGACGACGAUCUAAGUCGAACGCCGGCCUUUUAUCAGUUUCCUGUGUUGUAAUCUUUUUUUCCCCCUUCUUCUUAGUGGGCGCUUAUUAUGUUGUUGUUGGAGCAUGCAGAGGUUAAUUUGUUCCCGGCCCGCAUGCAUCCUUGCUUGAUUGUUAGUAGCUUUAAGUCCGCGGGUACGUUGAUCGAUGUCAAGUUGCAACUGUUUCCUGCCGUUUCCCAUGGUUUGUGGAUGGCCUAUUUUGUUCUCACAUAUGCAUGUCUCCGUGUUAAUCAAGACAUGUAUACGGUGUUCACUGUUAUCUGUGAAUAAGAAGAUGCAUGGUGCUCCCUCCCUUUCAUAAA
Brachypodium distachyon (stiff brome) is the source of this 1394-nucleotide messenger RNA. Its product is annotated as auxin-responsive protein SAUR32. Lineage: Eukaryota; Viridiplantae; Streptophyta; Magnoliopsida; Poales; Poaceae. Bases 469 to 1002 code for a protein of 177 amino acids. The transcript has a single exon. Gene Ontology annotation, biological process: response to auxin. The record is from RefSeq and is a predicted model, not a curated record.